AUGCCAUCAGAAUCACACUUCGAACAACUCCUCAACUUCGACAUCGAUCGGUACUUGAAUCCCUACAUCCCCCACAAUCGCCUUUACAUCUUCCCCAAACCCAUCUCACGAUGGCUCGGCUACCGCUUUGAACCCACAAAGGAGCCGUAUACCGUGCUCCAAUGGCCUAUCACCAUCCUGGCGACGAUCGCAGGCCUGUGUCUAGUCAGCGGAAUUGGCAACUAUGCACCCGGAGUUUUGGCAUUACAUCCACCGGUAAUCAUAGCGAGUUUCGGAGCCAGUGCGAUUCUGGAAUUCAACACGAUCAAAUCUCCCCUUGCACAACCGCGGAACGCAAUCAUUGGGAAUACCCUUGCUGCGAUAUGCGGCGUCGCGAUUGCCAAGCUGUUCCAACUGAACCCUGCUUUCGGCGAAAUCGAAUGGGUCUCUGGCGCGGUGGGGUGCGCUCUUGCAUCUUGGGUAAUGAGUCUUACCAACACCAUCCAUCCUCCCGGAGGAGCGACUGCGAUUUUGGCAUCUACGGACGCUAGCGUGAUUGCGCUGGGAUGGUGGUAUCCUUCGAUUGUGUUAUUGGACAGCGUACUGGUUGUGGCAGUGGCUUGCAUCUUCAACAACGUGACGAGGCAGUAUCCUAUGUAUUGGUGGACACCGCAUAAUGUUGGACGGAAGUUGAGACAGGAGAGGAGGGAAGAAAAGGGCAAACAGCAGGAGGAGAAGAAGGCGGAGGAGGGGAAGGCGGAGGAGGGAAUGGCGGUGCAAAAGUCAACUUCGGAUUCUUCGGAUUCUUGGAGCAGGUGUGUCUUUUCUUGCAGUGCGAGGCAUGUGUUAGGAGGACGCUAACCCAUCACAGCAGUCGUACGCUCCGAAGAGAACUCAGCAAUCGAGUCGAUUAUAUCGACGGGCUGGAGAACGUGCACAUCGAACCGUACCACAUUCAGCUACCGCAUCACGUCCGACUGAGUGACGACGAAAUCAUGCUCCUUGUGAAGGUACAGGAGCGCAUUCGGACGCAUGGAGAAGUCGGCUGA
This is a messenger RNA of Lecanosticta acicola, 1028 nucleotides long. The record is from the annotation of a GenBank genome assembly. NCBI's taxonomy places the organism in Eukaryota, Fungi, Ascomycota, Dothideomycetes, Mycosphaerellales, Mycosphaerellaceae.